Messenger RNA from Closterium sp. NIES-67, 821 nucleotides. The record is from the annotation of a GenBank genome assembly. NCBI's taxonomy places the organism in Eukaryota, Viridiplantae, Streptophyta, Zygnematophyceae, Desmidiales, Closteriaceae.
AAUGCGAGAUUAUUUCCCCAAGCAGCGCGACCACACACCCCCAACACCUCCGAUUGAGCCCUAUAAAUGCUCCCUGGCUUCCCUCCUCGUUCAUUCACACAACUGCCAGUCUAAGUUUCAGUGAGCCGUUCAUUCGCAAAUCUUGCCAGCAAGUUUGCUACAUACCAUCAGCGUCAGCUACUACCUGUCCCAAUGGCGCGUGCCGUCUCAUUUACCACUCUCGUUCUCCUGCUCGCCGUUACUUUGGCGCUCUUUUCAUUUGCUUCCACGGCCGCCGCCGCUACCGCCACGUUGACAUCUGAUACGAUGUACCGGUGUGAGUACGUGAAUAGCGCCACUGGUAUGCAGAGCGACUCGUUUUGCUCCACGGAAGUUAGGUACCGGCGGAUGAAGAGCUUUGAAGAGUGCAAGACCAAGGUCAAAAACUACAUCGAGGAUUGCAAACGACCGGUGGAACCUAAAGCUCUUGGAACCGUGGAGUUUUUCAAGCAACUGUUCAGGAAAAAGUAGCUGUGAUAGUGAGCAAAGAGGCCGGAGACGUGCGGCACAGGUCUCACGAGGGCAGAAGAUCAGAAAGGCUGGAAACGGAACGAGCAUGGCCGUAUUUUCUCUGUUCCUUGGCUAGCAGUUGUGGAAAGGUGGGGAAGGCGUGAUGGUGACGGUUUCUGGGUGGGUGCUUCUUCUGUGAUUCUGUUUUCAAGAGAGAGUUUAAUUCGAAGAGACAAAGUUUGAGGGUAUUUUGUGCUGAGUUGAUAUCCCACGGCAAGCUGCGGGAAAGUACGGGAUUGCGGUUGACUCGUUUAUGAUUAUGGAUUGUGGUU